This is a messenger RNA of Bathycoccus prasinos, 2079 nucleotides long. RefSeq lists its product with no specific name. Gene Ontology annotation, molecular function: D-serine ammonia-lyase activity. Gene Ontology annotation, biological process: D-serine catabolic process. NCBI's taxonomy places the organism in Eukaryota, Viridiplantae, Chlorophyta, Mamiellophyceae, Mamiellales, Bathycoccaceae. The transcript is spliced from 2 exons. Bases 1 to 2079 code for a protein of 692 amino acids. The record is from RefSeq and is a predicted model, not a curated record.
AUGACGACGACUGCCCUCUGCGCUCAGGACUUGAUGGUAGAGAGGAAGAUUUGGCGACACGAAAAAGCUUGGGAGCACGAGAUGGCGGAUUUCGAAGCCAAACCAAAAGGGAACACCCCGUGGAUUUGGGAUUGCAUCGUGCCUGGCAAGCCGGGGACGAUAUUUGCAGACGGGCGAUUUCCGGUGGUGCUUGACUUUCGAAAGUCUUCCCACAUUGGUCUGCCUACAGCGUACGUUCCGGAGGAGUUUGGCAGCGACCUUGAAAUACGUGAAAAGCACUUAAAUAACCAACAAUUUGAUGGCGUACCGAUUAGCUGUGAUAAUAUAGUGUGGGGUCUCUACGCACUUGCAUUGAGAUGCUAUGUACCGCCGAAGGAAUCGAAUACAUCGAUUAAAACAAUUUUACUCAAAGUUCAGGAAUCUAAGUUUACCAGCUUUGAUGAGACCUAUGACGACAAAUGUUAUGGAAAGGAAGAAUGGACGCGUAUUAUAGCCAAGUACAUUCCUAACGUGGAUGAAAAACGAGGAGGAGGGAGUCCGAAUGCAGUCCUACCCACCACGGCGAAUUCAGCGGUUUCAAACAAGAGAACGAGGAAGGAGAAUCAUCGGAGUGCAACGACGAUCAGGAGAGAAGUGCCAAAAGAGUUGUGGGAAGAACAGGCUUUUAACUGGGACGAUUAUUGCGUGUUGACCUCUCGCGCAGACGACAUUGAGAAAAUAAUGAGAGAGUAUCCCAAUUUGAGAACGCCUUGUCUUUGUCUAGAUUGGGACCAAGUUGAAAGAAACAUCGGAGCGAUGUUAAGGCUGGUCAAAUGUGUUGAAAAUUGGCGACCGCACGUGAAAACAACAAAAAUGACGCUCGUUUGGAACCUUUUGCUAGAGAAAGGCGUCUUUAAAUUUAAAUGCUCGACGAUCAAAGAGCUGCACUAUUUACUUGCUACCAUCGAACAUCACGAAGUAGCGAAACAAAAGAAGGAAACGACGACGAAAAGAAGGAAGAAGACAACAGCUUCAACGAAGCAGAAGGACGCAUUAAAGUACGAUGUUUUAUACGCGCAUCCGCUCGUUUCAAAAGAGCAGUGUGAAGACGUAAGAACACUCGCGAUGGAAUAUCGCAUGGUGAAAAUUAACGUCUUGAUUGAAGCGGCACCUAGAUUAGAAGAUACCACAUUGUUAAAGCUCUUUCGUGAUAACUGCUUAGUUGAUUGGACGUCGAUGCAAGACGAUACCAUGUUACCAAAUGUUGGAUUUUUUCUCGAUUUCAGCAACGGAUUCGACCGAACUGGAUUCAGUUUACUGGAUCCUUCUGAGGUGGACAAGACGUUCUUUGAAGAGCUCAUGUCUCACGCUUGGAGUCGAAGUCGCUUUUCAGGACUUUCUGUUUAUGAAGGUCACAUCGAUGAUUGCGUUGGAUACGACAAAGACAAGUUGAAAGCAAGAGAAAUGAAAUGGAACAUCGAUGACGAAGCAAUCGUAAAUUUUCUUAAAUUUCAUAAAGAGCAACAGUCGUCAAAGGUUGGUAAGAUGGUGAAGGCAAAUAAAACAGCGCAACCGAUUGAAAUUGUCACCUCUGGUACUCCUACAUUUAUUCACGCCCUGGACAAAUAUUUGAACAUGAAAACCGGCAAAAUGGAUCGUCACGAAGGAACGUUUUACGGAAGAAAAAUUCUGAGAACUGUAUCCCCUGGCACUGUAGUGUUCUUUGAUCACCGUUCACACACGCAAAUAUGCCAACAAAUGCGCGAUAACAAUAUAUAUUUGCGACCAGCACUGUAUGUUGCCGCCACGGUUGUAUCAAAACCUGGAAAGAAAAACGAUCGAAUGUUUACAUGCAACGCGGGAUCAAAGUCGAUUGCCGCCGAAGCAGGCUCUCCCAUAGCAAUUAAGAACACCUCACGUUCGAGGUCGUUAGGAAUUUUAUCGAAGAUGGUGGGGCACCACCGCCGGUUGAAAAAGGUGAAACCAUUUUCAUGGUCCCUCGUCACGUGUGCCCAACUGUCAAUCUCCAUGAGUGCAUCAAUCUACUUUCUUAUGAUGAUGAUGCACGAAAUAAAAACUUUAUUCAUCGAGCAAAAAUAG